Molecule: messenger RNA, 253 nt
Organism: Amoebophrya sp. A120
Lineage: Eukaryota; Dinophyceae; Syndiniales; Amoebophryaceae
Source: the annotation of a GenBank genome assembly
UUCCAAAAGGUGGAGCAUCGGAAGAAAUACUACUAGCCGCGUGGCACCUUUUUUACCGCCCCGCGACCUCGCGCAGUGGUCAGUGGUUGCACAGGAUAUCCACCAAGUCGCGAAGCCGAGGCUUGCAUGGCUGCAGAAAAUUCAGCAAAACGCGGACCCAGAAUGGACCAUGGACGAGAAGCGCCGCGGGGAGCCCUUUCCCCCGAGCCUGGAAUUUCUGAAGACCGCGAUCAAGCUCUGGACCAAUGCGGAA